ACAGACUGACUGCUAAUUGGGUCUUGGUUUUAGGUCUUUUCAAAGACUAAGCAAUCUUGUUCCGAGCUAGCUUUUGAGGCUUCUGCCCAUCGCAUCGCCAUGGAGGAACCAUCAGAGAAAGUCGACCCAAUGAAGGACCCUGAAACUCCUCAGAAGAAAGAUGAAGAGGACGCUUUGGAUGAUACAGACGUCCUACAACCAGAAACACUAGUAAAGGUCAUGAAAAAGCUAACCCUAAACCCCGGUGUCAAGCGGUCCGCACGCCGGCGCAGUCUACGGAACCGCAUUGCAGCCGUACCUGUGGAGAACAAGAGUGAAAAAAUCCGGAGGGAAGUUCAAAGCGCCUUUCCCAAGAGAAGGGUCCGCACUUUGUUGUCGGUGCUGAAAGACCCUAUAGCAAAGAUGAGAAGACUUGUUCGGAUUGAGCAGAGACAAAAAAGGCUCGAAGGAAAUGAGUUUGAACGGGACAGUGAGCCAUUCAGAUGUCUCUGCACUUUCUGCCAUUAUCAAAGAUGGGAUCCCUCUGAGAAUGCGAAAAUCGGGAAGAAUUAGGAGCUUACAUUGUACGCUGCCCUGGCUGUCGACGAUGCCGCACAGCAGAUGUGAAAGCUAUUUUUUGUUUAAGAUUAAACUUUUUCUGGUGCUGGGAAAUCUUAACUUGUUAACCUUUAAAUUGUAGAUAGGAUGCACAACGAUCCAGAUUUAUGUGAAGUUUAGAAGCCUCAAGCUGUGAGGCCCAGGGCUGAGGAAUAAAGUAAAUAGAAUUUGGAGUAUGUACGUUCUAAUUUCCAGAAAUUUGUAAUAAAAGCAUUUUUGUU
This is a messenger RNA of Mus musculus (house mouse), 818 nucleotides long. RefSeq names its product developmental pluripotency-associated 3 (gene Dppa3). Bases 100 to 552 code for a protein of 150 amino acids. Gene Ontology annotation, cellular component: nucleus; cytoplasm. The transcript has 4 exons. The record is from RefSeq and is marked provisional. Lineage: Eukaryota; Metazoa; Chordata; Mammalia; Rodentia; Muridae.